Wyeomyia smithii (pitcher-plant mosquito) is the source of this 3404-nucleotide messenger RNA. RefSeq names its product protein single-minded (gene sim). Gene Ontology annotation, biological process: regulation of transcription by RNA polymerase II. Lineage: Eukaryota; Metazoa; Arthropoda; Insecta; Diptera; Culicidae. Bases 400 to 2994 code for a protein of 864 amino acids. The transcript is spliced from 8 exons. Gene Ontology annotation, molecular function: protein dimerization activity; RNA polymerase II transcription regulatory region sequence-specific DNA binding; DNA-binding transcription factor activity, RNA polymerase II-specific. The record is from RefSeq and is a predicted model, not a curated record.
UGAUGCCGUUCAGUACUCGUUAUUCUACGCGCCAGUGCGGAAACGAAAAAGCAGCGCCCCUUGCGAGCUCGAACCCGUUUUAUGGAUUCACGCAGUCCCUGUGAGAUUGGAGAUAGUUGUGGCCGGAAUUGCAUUUGUGAAAGUGUUACUUUGGGAGUUUAGUGAUGUUCUUAGUGCAGAAUCGGUGCCAUUAUUACACUAGGUGAUCUUUGGAGAUUGUUUCGCUGGACCAUUAGCUGUGAUUUGUGUGCGUGUGUGUUUGUUUCAAAUGUGAUUGCAACACAUGAAGGAUACUAACUUGCGAAGGAUUAUAGCGGACAUACGGAUUUAUAGCGAACUUUACUCAACUGGUUUUAAGCCAGCUAGAAAAAAAAAACAACUAACAAAAGCCUAUCUUGUAUGGCACCCGCAACGGUUUGCGCAAUAGAUUCUAGCAGCCAGUACAAAGUCGCCACCGGCCUUGCCACUCGCUGUGCCAUGAAGGAGAAAAGCAAAAACGCUGCCCGGUCCCGGCGGGAAAAGGAAAACGCCGAGUUUCUGGAGCUCGCGAAACUGUUGCCGCUGCCGAGCGCCAUCACGUCACAGCUAGAUAAGGCGUCCAUCAUUAGAUUAACUACCUCGUACCUGAAAAUGCGCCAGGUGUUCCCCGAAGGUCUGGGGGACGCUUGGGGCUCACAGCAUGUGCCGAGCAAUCCCCGUGAUUUGGCUAUCAAAGAGCUCGGCUCUCAUCUGCUGCAAACACUGGAUGGGUUCAUCUUCGUGGUUGCCCCCGACGGCAAGAUAAUGUACAUCUCCGAGACGGCGUCAGUGCACUUGGGCCUGAGCCAGGUUGAGUUGACGGGAAACUCCAUCUACGAGUACAUCCACAACUACGACCAGGACGAGAUGACAUCGGUCUUAUCACUGCAGCCAUACAUGUUUGCCGCCUCGACGCCUCCGCCACCGCCACCACCUCCACCACCAUCACAACAGCCACCAGCAGCUACCGUGACGGUUCAGUUGCUUGCCCAGCACCACACUAUGGGCAGCCCACCACCAACCAUAGCAGUCGUCAGUCAAGGACAACCGUCGGAAUCGCCUCCACAAAACACCAACUGUGCUCCCUCGUUAUCCCCUACUCUAUCAAUCCCACCGCCACCCGUACAACCGCAUCUUGGGCCACCUCCUCACGUUCCACCAGGUCUUUCACCUUCGACCGGACAAAUCCCUCCACCCCAUCUGACAGCGAACGUACCUCCUUUAUCCUCCGGGCACCACCUCCAUACUGCUGGUGUCACACCUUCCGCUCAUCACCAUCACCAUCACCCGCCACCGCCGCCACAGCAGCAUCACCACCAUCAUCAUCAUCAUCACCAUCAUCACCACUUCAACCAGCAUCAGCAGUCGCAAACAAUCGAAAUCGAGCGGACGUUCUUCCUGCGGAUGAAGUGCGUGCUAGCGAAGCGGAACGCCGGUCUCACCAAUCACGGCUACAAGGUCAUUCACUGUUCCGGAUAUCUGAAGGCUCGAAUCUACCCGGGAGACUCGACGUACGGCGACGGACACAGCUGCAUUCAAAAUCUAGGACUGGUGGCCGUCGGUCAUUCGCUGCCACCGUCGGCGAUCACCGAAAUCAAACUGCACAAGAAUAUGUUCAUGUUCCGUGCCAGCAUGGAUCUGAAGCUGAUUUUUCUUGAUGUCGGGGUAUUGCCACUUAUUGGUUACGAGGCGCAGGAACUGAUCGAGAAAACACUAUACCAGUAUAUUCAUGCAUCCGACAUCCUGCACAUGCGAUAUUCUCACCAAAUACUGCUGUCUAAGGGACAAGUGACGACAAAAUACUAUCGAUUUCUGACGAAGGGCGGCGGCUGGGCCUGGGUGCAGUCGUAUGCCACCGUGGUACACAACACCCGCUCAUCUCGGCCGCACUGCAUCGUCAGCGUGAAUUAUGUACUGAGUGAUCAAGAGGCACGCGAUCUACUCCUGAACGAGAUUCAGGGACCUAUGAUUACAAAGCCCGAACUCCAAACACCGAACGUUACACCGGCCUCUGUGGCAGCCUCGGCGACGCCGAUUUCACCGCCCCAGCAUAUCUCGAUGCAGCUAGCACAACAGCAGCAGCAGCAUCAUGCUGCCGUAACGCAACAGUCCCUGCAACAGCAGACCCCAAUUCUGCCUCCGCACAAUCCACUACUGGUGAAGGAAAUGUCAAACUACCUGCAGUUGCACCAAUUCGACGACGACAAUAGCCUUCAGCAAAUGGUGCAGAACAAUGCCAUGCAUCAUCAGCAUCACCCCACACAGACUGGCAGCCAGGACUUCGAGCAUCAAUACAACAGCCAAAGUGCUUUUAUGAUGGAUUCCAACCAAUCGAUGUCUCAAGGAACGCCGAACGAAUUUCUUGACUCGUACUACGAACCUUUCUAUCAAACGUACGACCCACAAGCGGACAGUUCUAACAUCCUGCGGCCAUUUUCGGCUAGCUCCAACAGCUGCAGCAGCUCGGACGGGGAGGCUCAUCUUAAUGCCACCUACAUCCCAACUACGGGGCUGAUCCAGCAUCAACACCAAACUCCCUUCGACGAGUUAAAUCAACAGUUCGGGCUCAACUGUUUUAGCGGUAACGGCAACAAUAACAUCAGCAAUGGAGCACCGGCUAAUGGCCAUCUGAAUGGGGGGACCAUUAACAAUCUAAACAAUCACAGCCUGCAUCAUCAGCAGCAUCCGCUCGGGGGUCCAGCUGACGCUGAAUCCGGCGCCAGUAGCACCUCUCAUAACAACAACAAUAACAACAACAACAAUCAUGACAAUGGCUUUCUGGACGACUUUAAAACCGGCCAUCAUCAUCAGCAGCAAAACAACCAUCAUCAUCAUGGUAACAAUGGCCAUCAUAAUCACCACUCACAGCAUCACCACAACCACCACAGUCACCACAACGGGCCGCAGUACACCAGUGUGAUUGUGGAACCACAAAACUAUCAUCUGCCUGUCACGCAAAAUGAGUUUGUGCACUAGAAAUAGUUUUCUUUCGAUAGUUUGGUUUUGUUUUAAUUCGUAUUUCUUCCUAAUUUAAUUGGCGACAUAAAAUGGUAACCAUUUCGGCGUUACAAUAAGACAUUUGGUUUGUACUGGUAGCGAAAAUUGAAUAUCGAAAAAAUAAAAUGAAGACUGCAGGCAGUUGGCAUUGUCAAGUGUAUUUUGUUAGAGCAACAUUGAUAUUAGUGUAGCCGAUAAGUUUUUACUGUUAUCUCUAGGUAAGUUGCUUACAUGUAUAGUAUUUAUUUAGAAAGUAUUCAUUGUACAUAUUUGAUACGAACAUUUGGACUUGUAUAGUAAGAGUGAAGCGUUGAGCGAAAUAUAUCUAGCGAAAAUGAAUAAUAGUAUUUUUGUUUCAAUCACUGAUAUCUUGACAAAUCUGAAAGAUG